CGAGGAGACUCGGCCUGCCAGGAGCAAGGCGGAAGUGUGGGAGCGCCGAGGGGCGGAGGGGAGAGGCGAGGUCGCCAUGAGUGGGCUCGGCAGACUCUUCGGGAGGGGGAAGAAGGAGAAGGGGCCAACUCCUGAAGAAGCAAUACAGAAACUGAAGGAAACAGAGAAAAUACUGAUCAAGAAGCAGGAAUUUCUGGAGCAGAAGAUUCAACAGGAGCUGCAGACGGCCAAGAAGCAUGGGACCAAGAAUAAGAGAGCUGCCCUGCAGGCUUUGCGGAGGAAGAAGAGAUUGGAGCAGCAGCUGGCACAAACUGACGGGACGCUGUCCACCCUGGAGUUUCAGCGGGAGGCCAUUGAGAAUGCCACCACCAAUGCAGAAGUGCUGCGGACCAUGGAGCUUGCUGCCCGAGGCAUGAAGAAGGCCUACCAGGACAUGGACAUUGACAAGGUGGAUGAACUGAUGGCGGACAUCACAGAACAACAGGAGGUGGCCCAGCAGAUCUCAGAUGCCAUUUCUCGGCCUGUGGGCUUUGGAGAUGACGUGGAUGAGGAUGAACUGUUGGAGGAACUGGAGGAACUGGAACAGGAAGAGUUGGCCCAGGAGUUGUUAAAUGUGGGCGACAAGGAGGAAGAACCCCCGGUCAGAUUGCCUAGUGUUCCCUCUGCGAGUCUGCCUACAGCUCCCCAAGCGGAUGAAGAUGAAGAAGCACUAAAACAGUUGGCUGAGUGGGUAUCGUGAUGAACCGGGCCUUGUCUUCCUAACGCUGCCUUCCUUGGUUUACUUUCCUUAAGUGCCACAUGCUGAGCUAAAGCGGUGUAGCUUCUUGGGGCGGUCCUGCUGGGUGGUAGGAGAACCCGCCUGAGGCAGGGGGCUGUUGUUCUCCCAUCCCCGGCUCGGCUCUGAUGGGGGAACUUGCUGCGGAGGGAGCCCCUGGGCUCCCUUCUUGCUGAUCGCAGGUACAAUGCCCUGGUUCCAAAUAAACGCGGGCAGAUGGACUCCUGGCGUCUGCCUUCUCUACACCUGAAA
Molecule: messenger RNA, 1027 nt
Organism: Lepus europaeus (European hare)
Lineage: Eukaryota; Metazoa; Chordata; Mammalia; Lagomorpha; Leporidae
Gene: CHMP4A
Product: charged multivesicular body protein 4A
Exons: 6
Coding region: 77-739 (220 amino acids)
Biological process (GO): late endosome to vacuole transport via multivesicular body sorting pathway; vesicle budding from membrane
Cellular component (GO): multivesicular body; cytoplasmic side of plasma membrane; ESCRT III complex
Source: RefSeq, a predicted model, not a curated record